ACCAGUCCAUCACCUAAGCCGUAAGGAGGGAACAAAAACGGCGAAGCCAUAUGGAGAGCGCAGCUGCUGGCACGACGACCAAUGUGCCGCCUGAAGAACGCUGGCUGCCGGAAGCCAGGAUUAACCACGUCAUUGUACUGCGGUGGGCGUUCAUUGACAAGGCAAUCAGCGGCAUGGGGAAGCUGGCACUCGCUUGGGCCACCACCGUUCUGCUCGGUGGAUUCUCCACGCUGUUGAAGCAGAAGGACUUCUUGUUCGUCACCAUCAUCACCUUCUUAGAAGCCACCAGACUUUUCAGCAGUGCUGUGGAUGCAGAGGAUACGUUCAUCCUCAACGCCCCGGAAGUUGUGGCAGCACAGACCGAGAAAAUCGAGGCCAUGGAGCAUGGAAGCUGGGAAAGACACCGCACCAACCCGGAGCGAGGAACCGCAGGCCUCGGGGCGGCGAUCGCAUCAUUCCUAACGUCCAGGCGCUGCUGCACCUGCCGGAUCUUCUUCGCCAAGAUCCUCUCGUCGGGCUUCACCUUGGCACAGUUCGCGGCGGGCUUCACCUCCAUCGUCCUGGCCGCACUGCGCCUGAGCCGGCAGGACUACGUCGAGCCGGCGGACCAAGGCAGCAGCGACCACAAGAGCAUCAGGGGGUCCCUCAACCUGUUCUACGGGCUUGUGCUCGCGCAGGGCCUGGCCUCCUUCCUCGCCGACACCAUGCUCGUCACCGAUGUCCAGCAGGUGUUGAAGCUCAGCAUGACAUACCAGCUCGGCUCUUCAGGGGUGCAGAUAAUCAAGCGCUACAUGCUCGACACCUACAUGAAAUGUUGCGGUGGGAGCGUGCGUGAAGCCAUGAACAUGGACAUGGUCAGCUUCGCAAUGGAGAUGGUAAGGUCCAACUCGGUGGCCGACCGACUCGUCGGCGUCCGGAUUCUCGACCGCAUCCUCAGUGUGCACAAGUACAGAGGGUUGGCGCUGAUGAGGCUACGGGCUUCCUCCGACACGGUGGCGAGUGUGGUCAGUAUGCUAGGACUGAAGAACAAGACGAGGGAGGAAGAGAACACUCGAGGGCAUGCAGCCAACGUGGUGUUGUGGCUCUCUCCGGACCUCCUGGUUGAGAGCUUCCCAGGAGCGUUGCACAUGGUGUCCUCGUUGCUUACUUUGAAGACAACCACGGCCAUGGCCCGGAGAAAUCCCCAAAGCUCCAGCAAUGUGAGCAUCGAGCUCACAUGGCUUGGUGUGAAAAUCCUCAAUAAGGUCAUGGACAAUCCAGACAACUGUAAGAAGGUGACGGAUGCCGAUGACCACGUGAUGUCAAGCAUUGUGGACCUUACAGCUGUUAGUGAUGACAUUGACAGCAGCUCAAUCUCAUGGUCUCCAGUAAUAGAAGAAAUCAUUGAGGAGGCAGUUCAGGUCUUGCACAAGCUGGUCAGAACUACCGGUGAUGCCGGGAGGGUGCUUAGGUGCAAAACCUCCGAGAACCUCCAUGUUCUCAGGAACAUCAGAAAGAUACUAGAACAUCCUAACAGCCAUACAAAGCUACUCACUGAAGCAAUUGGAGUUGUUGCCUGCUUAGCUUUGGAUGAGAUAGGAAAGGAAGAGAUUGGGAGUUCGCCCCGAAUAGUCAAGAAGCUUGUUUCAUUCCUUGUUCCUGAAACUGCAACUCCAUCUAGCAGAGUAGAGCUAGCUAAGUCUGCUGUUGAAGCAUUAGUCAUGCUUGCCGUGGACAGCACAAGCAUUGCUUGGAAGAUCCUAGAAGAACUGAAGCCUGAAAACAUACAGCAACUUGUGGAGAUGCUCUCUUCUGACUCUACAGAGCUCAGAACUAUGGUUGCAAAACUCUUGGGGAGUUUACGUGUGAACUCUAAACCAGAGCAUGCUCAUUAUAAUAGGACAAUCGACAGCCAGCUACCUCUGCUGCUGAAAACAAUCAAGUUAGAAGUGGAGAAAAUGGAGGGUCCGGUAUCUGCUGGAGAACUGCAUACCCACGAUAAUUUGGAAGAAUGGAGGACCAAGCUGGGCGCACUACUGGAGAGCAUUGUCGGUCUCAGUGUUCAGAUCUGUAAAUCCAUUCAGGCAAGCGAUUUUGCCGACGCCCUCCGCAAUGAAAACCUCGAAGUGGAUGUGUUCAUGCAGAAGCUUAAAAGGAUCCUUGAUUUGUACAAGUCACCAGACACUGAGUUCCCAGGUAUACGGCGAGUUACAGUGGAACUAAUCAUUUGGAUGGUGCAGAGCAACAGCAGCUACGUCGAGGUUUUCUUUCAGCAUCAAGUUGAAAAGGCGGUAAAAGAAGUUGCAGAAACAGAAACGAGACUUGAAAUGUUCGAGAUGUUUUGCUGUGGCAUUGGAGUCGUUAAGCACGGCUAUUCCAUUUCCUCUCUAGUUGCUUCUGCAGCUUUUGCUCGAGGUAGCACUGCUGGUAGCAUGUUACAAGGCCCAAGUGCCCGCUGAGCAUACAGUACCAAUUUCUUAGUUGCAGGCAUCCGUUGCUAUCUCCUAACAUGCAUGUAUCUCUGUUUGGGUGAUUUGAUGUUCUGAACUGAAUAUAAGUAUAUAACCGGUUGUCAACCAUACAUUCGCAUGGGCUAGAAUCAUGGAUGUGAGCCUUUUCUAGCUGGGCUGCUACUUUCAAGCUAGACUUCUCCAACUUUCUGAUGUUCCGGUUGUUAACUUGAUUAUCACAUUUAUGAUACGGUAUGAGUCGAUCAAAAGGCUAUGCAAAUGCCAUCUAUAUUAAAAAAAAUUAUUUUUCUAUUCAUGGUAUAUCGGUAUUACUACAGAUUAACAUCACGUUGUAUGUGAAGGCCCUAAACUAUUCCGUUUUAUUUGUCUAAAAAAAAGCUAUUCCGAUUUAUUUCAGUAUGCCCCUGAUUACUAUUGCUUUAUAAUGAAUUAGUA
Molecule: messenger RNA, 2885 nt
Organism: Panicum virgatum (switchgrass)
Lineage: Eukaryota; Viridiplantae; Streptophyta; Magnoliopsida; Poales; Poaceae
Exons: 4
Coding region: 51-2438 (795 amino acids)
Source: RefSeq, a predicted model, not a curated record